Molecule: messenger RNA, 2785 nt
Organism: Spodoptera litura
Lineage: Eukaryota; Metazoa; Arthropoda; Insecta; Lepidoptera; Noctuidae
Product: opsin Rh3
Biological process (GO): visual perception; G protein-coupled receptor signaling pathway
Cellular component (GO): membrane
Molecular function (GO): G protein-coupled receptor activity
Source: RefSeq, a predicted model, not a curated record
CGGUUGUGUCCUAUUAAUUCAUAGACACACGGCGACUUCUUCGGGUAAACGUAAAUAGUAUGUUGAAUAUAUUAAUUAUAGCUCUGGUCGCGGCUUCGAAUAUAGUGUAUUGUAUGAAUGUCGACACAACACGAGUGGACAAAACUUACACGGUUCAGUUGCAAAGUGUUAAAAAUAAGUGCAUAUAUUGUAAAAUCGCGAAAAUAGUUACAUUGAAGCCAUUCAAGUGUCAUAAUGACUUCCUGUGGCGUUGUUUGGAUGAUUUAAAACAGUGGAAAAGGCGGCGAAGAAGUUCUGAUAUCUUUAAAAAUGAAUUUAAAAACGAUCACAUGAAAUUAAAGUUCGCGGAUUUUGGGAUGAAUGAUUUGACUUCUUAUCAUAGUAGUGUAGAUAUUGUUAAAACUACGGCAUCAAGUGUGUCUGAUAAUAAAGCAGAUUUGUUAAAAAAGUUCGUGAAGAUAUGGCCCGUGCAGAGAUGGCACGCGUUCGGUUUGUUUACCGAAGACUACCUGAAGCAGAUCAACAGUCACUGGCUGCAGUACCCUCCCCCUGAUACACGUAUACAGUACACAUUUGGCAUCACAUAUAUAUUCUUGGCGGGCACCGGAGCUUUUGGCAAUAUUCUUGUACUUCUUAUGUAUGUAAGAUGCCGCACGCUGCGUACUCCGGGGAACAUCCUCGUGGCCAACCUGGCGCUCAGCGACUUUCUGAUGCUCGCGAAAACGCCAAUUUUCAUCUUCAACUCGUUUAAUCUCGGACCUGCACUCGGAAAAACUGGAUGCGUGAUUUACGGCUUCGUGGGUGGUUUGACUGGCACCACGUCCAUUGCCACGCUAUCGGCCAUCGCGCUGGAUCGCUACUGGGCAGUCGUUCGACCAUUGGAACCGCUGCGUGCACUGACAGCAAUACGGGCUCGUUUACUAGCAAUAGGCGCAUGGUUAUAUGCGUGCGUCUUUGCAAUAAUACCAGCUCUAGACAUCGGCUAUGGUAGCUACGUUCCAGAAGGCUACUUGACGAGUUGUAGUUUUGAUUAUCUCACUGAAGACUUUUCACCUCGAUGUUUCAUCUUCGUUUUCUUCUGUGCAGCGUGGCUUGCACCAUUCUGCACUAUCACGUUUUGCUACAUCAGCAUAUUUCGAGUCGUUGUUUUCAAUACGAGUAUGUCUUACGGCAACCAAGAUCAACGACUAUCAUCAAGACACGUAAAAGAGCGAACCAAACGAAAAGCUGAAAUAAAAUUAGCCUUUCUAGUUAUGGCAGUCAUAGCUCUAUUUUUCAUAUCUUGGACACCAUAUGCCAUUGUAGCUCUAUUGGGCAUUACCGGUAAAAAGGACGUUUUAACUCCAAUAACUUCAAUGAUUCCCGCAUUGUUCUGUAAAACAGCCGCAUGCAUUAAUCCAUUUAUUUAUAUUAUAACUCACCCAAAGUUUCGUAAAGAAUUCAAGAAAUUGUUAUUCAGGGACAAAUCAAAGCGAAUGGGUGGAACGAUGAAAACGAUAGGGUAUUCCACUGAUACUACCAGAGUACACCGACCAAGUAAGGAUUUGAGCGACACAGAGGUGGAAAUAGUUGAAAUGAAAGAUAUACCUUAUCAGGUCAAUGAGAAGCAUGAAGUCAAGGUAAAGACAAUAUCAUCGAAAGUGGCAGAGAGACAGGACUCCCAAACUAGCAUGAGUAUAAAAAGUUUAGAAAAUAGCGUCGUAAGUCCGCCUUCCUGGUACACUAAGCCAAAAUUCUCGAAAAAGAAAAGUUUCCAUCGACGUUCUACACGCACCAAUUGUUCACAAACUAGUGACCAAGAAGACCAGUGACCGUUUAAAAAAGUUGAUUUCAUUGAAAACAUGUGCAUGUAUAGCAGGCAAAAAUAAACCUACGAGUAGGUAAGAUGGAUGUUGGAAACGACAAUGGAAGAACAGGGUGUUCACACUAAACGCAUACAAAGCCCUUUCUGGAAUAAAAAUGCAAUGCAUUUGUUUUAGACGACAUUGACUAAGUUUAAAAAUCGUAUUUGAUUACUACUUCACCUGAUAUCUGCAUAUUAGACAUGUUGUGUGAGGAUGCACACUUGCCUAGAAGUAGACAAGAAGAACACGAGAGUCAGAAGACAAGGACAAAAAGUAGACUAUUAUAAAUUAGUAGCACCACUAUUUCCAUGCUAACCACGAGCUAUUGUUAACCACGAGCUUUUUAGCAGAAUAUGUUACCAAUUUGUCUUUUUAGAUAAGACAAAUUUGGGUACCCUAUGUAGAUACCUAUACUUAAUGUACUGUUUAAAAAUGUUAUGUUGCAAGAGUGAUCAACAGCUACAAAUUUUAUCAACCGACUUUAAAUUCAAAUACAAAAGAGAGACUUUUCAAUGAAUCAGAAUAUUUAUUUUUUAUCUUAAUAAAUUCUUAAGAAAUCUUGCAAUCAAUACAUGUAUACAUGCAUAUAAAUGUAUCAUUAAGAAGAUUUGUCGCUGUAGAUAAAUUCAUACAGUCAUGUAUCUUUAUUUGUCAGAUUAGUCGUGUUCGAUAUCUAUUUUACCUUCGACUUGUAUUGUAAGUUACGAUAAAAUGUAUUUAAAUAUAACUUCAACUCCAUUUUCUAGUACGCAAUUACAAAUGUAUAAAGCUCUAUUUUGUUAGUGGUUAAGAAUAUUGUUAAUGUUAUUAAGUAGAUAGAUACUAUCAGACCUACUGAAUCCUACUUUGUGUACCUACCUGUAGACAAUUAGACAUUAGUAUAGAGAUUUGAAAUUAUAUUUUAAUUAUCUACGAUCAAUGUUACGGAAUAAAAAUAUUAC